Messenger RNA from Wasmannia auropunctata (little fire ant), 1802 nucleotides. RefSeq names its product tyrosine aminotransferase (gene Tat). Bases 268 to 1554 code for a protein of 428 amino acids. The record is from RefSeq and is a predicted model, not a curated record. Gene Ontology annotation, biological process: aromatic amino acid metabolic process; biosynthetic process. The transcript is spliced from 11 exons. NCBI's taxonomy places the organism in Eukaryota, Metazoa, Arthropoda, Insecta, Hymenoptera, Formicidae. Gene Ontology annotation, molecular function: pyridoxal phosphate binding; L-tyrosine:2-oxoglutarate transaminase activity.
CCAGCCUCCGGGCAUUUCGAUUAUUAGCGCGCUGUCCCGAUCCAGGCUCAGUGACGGAGAACCAGCUACGCGAGAAUCGUCGAUCGUAUAUCGAUAUAGUGUAAUCAGCUCUGUGAGAGAACCUAUCGAUAGUGAGGGUCAACACAGCGAGUCGAGAGACCCAAACGUUCCCCUUGGAGACACACACGUGCGCUGAUUGAUUAUUUACACCGGCGAAAUAUUAGCAGACACCGGGCUACCGAGAAGCACUUCUUCGCGAGCGACAAAAUGUCCGUACCCAACUUCCGCGAAUGUUGGAACGUUUGCGCCUCCAACAUCGCUCGCCGAACGCACAAUCCCAUAAGGUCGAUCGUAGAAAAUAUCAUCGUCGAGCCGAAUCCCAACAAGCCGAUGAUCGCGUUGUCUAUUGGCGAUCCUACAACUUUCGGUAAUUUAAAGCCACCGAAGGAAGUGAUCGAGGCAGUUCAAGAGAGCGUCGCUUCGCAAUUAUAUAACGGAUAUGCACCGAGCACAGGUUACCAGAAGGCACGAGAAGCCGUAGCUGAGUACAGCUCCAAUGAAUUCGUGAAAGUCGAUCCUAAGGAUGUAAUCCUGUGCAGUGGAUGUUCUUGCGCCCUCGACUUGUGUAUUACGGCUUUAGCUCGAGAAGGUCAAAACAUCCUAAUUCCACGCCCCGGUUUUUCCAUCUAUCGAACGCUGGCGGAGGGCCUUGGUAUUACGGUCAAAACGUACAAUUUACGUCCGCAGCUCGGUUGGGAGAUCGAUCUGGACGACCUGAAGGAGCAAAUCGACGAGUCGACAGCGGCGAUUAUUAUAAACAAUCCGUCAAAUCCGUGCGGCUCCGUGUUCAGCCGCGACCAUAUACUUGACAUUCUCGACAUCGCCGCUCGUUACUACGUACCCAUUAUAGCCGAUGAGAUUUACGAGCACAUGGUAUUUCCAGGACGGACUUUCCACUCGUUAGCGUCUCUAUCGACCGAAGUUCCUAUUUUGUCGUGCAGCGGACUGACUAAAAGAUUUUUAGUUCCAGGCUGGCGUAUGGGCUGGAUAAUAAUCCACGAUCGUCAGAACGUGCUGGAAGCCGAGGUUCGCAAAGGUUUAUACUGCUUGAGCCAGCGAAUAAUUGGCAGCAAUACUAUUAUUCAAGGUGCCUUGCCCACGAUACUACGGAAAACGCCACAGAAGUUUUUCGACGAUGUCAUCCGUACUCUAUACUCGCAUUCCAAAUUGGCGUACAACUGUGUAAUAAAAAUCCCGGGAUUGAAGCCGAUAAUGCCGGAUGGGGCGAUGUACAUGAUGGUCUACAUCGAUCUACCGUGCUUUCCGGAAUUUAAUUCCGAUCUGGAAUUCGUGCAACGGCUGCUAAUGGAAGAAUCCGUGUUUUGCCUGCCCGGCCAGUGUUUCGAUUAUCGCUCUUACAUGAGGCUAGUAAUCACCGUGCCAGGCGACAUGAUCGAAGAAGCAUGUCAGAGGAUUCAAGAAUUCUGCGAGAGACAUCAUUACAAAACGGCGGAGAACUCGAGGAGAAAUAAUUUCAACGAGAUUCCGUAUUAAGACAGGAUCAAAUGUACAGAAAUUAAUCUAUUGUGUUAACCCGCAUUAAACCGCUGAUUAUUUUUCGCGGGUCGGAUUUCUGGACUCUAAGCAAGAAGAAUUCUUCAGCCUCGGUUUUUGCUUAUUUGUAUAUAAAAUUUCUUUAUUUUUUCAUGAUUAUAUCUUUAAGUGUUUAACUGUGUACAUCUAUUAUUUCUGUAUUUGUUUGUAAAUGCCUGUAAUUAUGUAAUAAAAAUUUGAUACGCGUA